This is a messenger RNA of Diatraea saccharalis (sugarcane borer), 1332 nucleotides long. NCBI's taxonomy places the organism in Eukaryota, Metazoa, Arthropoda, Insecta, Lepidoptera, Crambidae. The record is from the annotation of a GenBank genome assembly.
UUCUCUCUCUGUAAUGUUAUUCAAACGUCAUUUUAUUGAAAUUAAAAUGACAAAAAGAAUUAAAAUUAUCGAAUUGCGUAAACUUUGUUCCGUAAAAAGAUAAUGAAUAUAUUUCUAACUGACGAAAAUAAUACUUUGACUUACAAAUGAAAUGUAAUUUAAAAGAACUUGCUCACCUGAGCGAUCAGCCCUGUGUCAUUGAAGGAAGGCUAAAUUACAAGAAAAUAACGAAUGGAGGCUAUCGCAACCAAACAGUAUUUAAGGAAAGAUGGUUCCGCCUCAUCAAUAAUUAUUUAUUUUACUUCAAAAUAAGUGAAAUGGGUAAAUUUGAUACAAAAAGCCCAGCAGGUUUAUUUGUGUUAGAGAAUUCGUCUAUACAAAUGGAGCAUGGACAAAGCAUACCUUUUUCAUUCUCAAUAUCAUUCAUAGAUGAACCUGAGAAACGCCAUGUUUUUGCUGCUCGGGCUGAAGAUAAUGUCAUACAGUGGGUAAUUAAGCUCAGAGAAUGUUCAUAUGAGUACCUGCGCAGUCAGUUACACACCCUUCAAUCCAAAAUAUUUUCUAUCACAGGGAAAGAUCCUCUUCUGUUGGUACCUAGAAAUGAAGGAGCAUGCUUAUGGGCUCCAGCAAUACCAUUUUCCACCACACCUGCAUGUUCUGUAAAUACUGCUACUAGUUCAUUUAGUUGCCACCUACAUACAAAUAGUUCUUUUACCCUUGAAAGAAGUAAAUCCGAUGUACAAGCCCAUCGCCAUUUACAAUCUGAAUACACCAAAAAAACUACUUUUUAUACAGAUGACGUUAAAUUGAAAAAUGAAUUAAAAGCUGAAAAAACUUCUAACAAGUUAGAAAGGAGUAAAACUGCUGCCUUGUUCUCAGGGACCACAAACCCUGUAGAUGUAUCUAUAUUUGAUAAUAGGCCAGCCUACUCGAGAGCGGCACCAAGCCCUCCAGUUCGUUCAAAACUUUCACCAUCAAGUAGAAGAGUAGAAGUUAAUAAUGAUGUUAGAACUUUCACGGAACAAGGAAAAUUCCUUGGAGCAACAGGUAUUUUAGAUGAAGUUCCAAUACCACCUAGAAGAAAGGUAUCUCCUAAAACAUUAGAUGUUCCUAGUAAUACGAAUAAUACAGAUGAUUCAAGUCCCUCCAACGAAGAUCUAAUUAAAUUUUAAAUAAGAUACUCAUACUCAUGUUUAGUAAAUAUAUCCCACCAAGUUAUGAAGUAAGUUCUUGCCUGACUGGUGUCAAUUCUGCUGCAGCACUCUCUAAAGUAGACUUUAAUUUGGUUUUGUUUUAAAGUUAUUCUCUAGUCACAUGUUAUUGAAGAAAUAU